AUGCGGGCAACGAUUGCGAUUGCGAUGGCGGCGGCGAUGGCGGCGAACGCUAGCGCCUUCAUGGCAGGACCAACUCCUCUGGGAAGCAUGAUGAGAGGACGAUCAUUGCAGCUCAGAUCUGCUGAGACAGCACGAUCUGCUGAGGCGCGUGGGCCCACCAUGGCUCUUGCCCUUGUCACUGGAGCCAGCCGCGGGAUCGGCAAGUCCAUUGCGCUUGAACUCGGCAAAAGUCUGCUUACCCACGUUCCUCCCAGAGGAUCCAACGUCAUUGUCAACUACGCCGGAUCGCAGCAGGCAGCAGAGGGCGUGGUGAAGGAGCUCGAGGGAAUGGGCGUGAAGGCCAUGGCAGUCAAGGCCGACACCUCCGACCCUGCUCAAGUGGACGCCAUGUUCAAGGCCAUCGCUGAGUCCUUUGACGAGCCUGUGAGAACACGAUGA
This is a messenger RNA of Guillardia theta CCMP2712, 438 nucleotides long. RefSeq lists its product as hypothetical. The transcript has 3 exons. Lineage: Eukaryota; Cryptophyceae; Pyrenomonadales; Geminigeraceae. The record is from RefSeq and is a predicted model, not a curated record. Bases 1 to 438 code for a protein of 145 amino acids.